AUUAAUACCUUAAUUAUAUACUGUCAUACUUUCAUGUAUAUAUUUUUUUCACAGCUAAUACAAUUCCUGAAAGCAAACAUUCGGACCACAGAGCCGCCUUCUGAGUUAAAAGUCGUUGAGAACCCAGAACAAGAAAAAGGAGACGGCGUCCAAGAGUUGGAGGGCACCCAAAUACAUCCAGUGGAGUUUGAAGAUCAGGAUGGGAGUCAUUCCUAUGGGAAAAUCGGAGAGUAUAUCCAGGAAAAUUAUGGUAUUGAAAAUGAAGAAUCACCUGUAUCUGGACUUCUUGUAUCCUUUAAAAACACUGAGAUAAAUGAGGUUAUAGGAAAUGAGUCAGUAAUUGUAAAUCAUGGUUUGGAAUUAAUAAACGGUGAGUUAUACAGUGCUGACAGCAAACCAAAAACUUUAGAAAGUGUAUCACAAAUUGUGGUGAUAAAUAGUGAUCUACAACUAUGUACAAUUUCUUCUGAUGGAGCCAUUGACACAAAGUUCACUGAAAACAUGACAGAUAACCUGGAAGUUUGCAAACAAGAAUAUGAGCAUGAAAUAUCCAGUAUACAUGGGAAUGAAUACAGCCAGACCAUGGACAACUGUGCAAUAAAAACUGAUGAUCUGGUUGGCCAACCACCAAGAGAGAAUGCAGAUUCUGACAACCAGAGCAUGGGAAACGGUGCUCUAAAUCCUGAUGAUCUAGCCGACCAACCACCAAGAGAGAAUAGUGAAUCAGACAACCAGACUAUGGCCACCUGUGCACUAAAUCCUGAUGAUCUAGUUGACCAACCACCAAGAGCGAAUGAUGAAUCAGACAAAAUGACCCUGGCCAAUUGUACAAUAAAAAGUGAUGAUCUAGUUGGCCAACCCCCAAAAGAAAAUACUGAAUCAGAUAACCAAACAGUGGAUAACUGUGCAUUAAAAACGAAUGAUCUAGUUGGCCAACCCCCAAGAGAAAAUGAUGAAUCAGACAACCAGACCGAGGAUAACUGUGCAAUAAAAAUUGAUGAUCUAGUUGGCCUACCAUCAAGUGAAAAUGCUGAAUCAGACAAUCAGACCAUGGAAAACUAUGCAAUAAAAAUGUAUGAUUUAGUUGGCCAACCCCCAAGAGAAAAUUCUGAAUCAGACAACCAGACAAUGUCUAACUGUGCAAUAAAAAUUAAUGAUCUAGUUGGCCAACCCCCAAGAGAACAUGCUGAAUCAGACAACCACACCAUGGAAAACCGUGCAAUAAAAAUUGAUGAUCUAGUUGGCCUACCCCCAAGAGAAAAUGAUGAAUUAGACAACCAGACCACGGAAAACCGUGCAAUAAAAAUUGAUGAUCUAGUUGGCCUACCCCCAAGAGAAAAUGAUGAAUCAGACAACCAGAUCAUGGAUAACUGUACAAUAAAAAUUGAUGAUCUAGUUGGCCAACCCCCAAGAGAAAAUAAUGAAUCAGACAACCAGACCAUGGAUAACUGUGCAAUAAAAAUUAAUAUUUUAGUUGGCCUACCCCCAAGAGAAAAUGAUGAAUCAGACAACCAGACUAUGGUUAACUGUGCAAUAAAAAUGUAUGAUCUAGCUGACAAACCCCCAGGAAAGAAUAACACAAUGAGCAUACCCAAAGUAUCAAAUGACACCAAUGUAUGUUUGGAACCUAUAGAGGGAUCCAGUAGUCUGAUGGUUGACAACAGUCCAUCCACUGAUGAUAACCUAAGAACUAACUCAGUCCAAAACGUCACUGGAAAGCAAAUGAAGCGAAAUGCAUCAGCCCACCAGGGAAACGGCAUGCAUAGUAAGAAGAAGGCAUUUGAAAAAUUUCCAUUACACAACUUUUGUGCUUCAAUUAGUAGAGGACAUCAUGAUAUAACCAACAAUGUUGUUGUGGAAAAUUACCAAGGGGGCAUUGCUGAAAGACAUUUGAGUUGUUUUGGUGGGAAUGGUGAAAUGCUAAGCCUUGUUAAAACCAAGGAUGGCAUGUGUUCUAAUUCAACUGAAAUAGAAAAGGCACAUUCGCUGCAUGUCAAGGAUAACAUUCCAAAUUCUCAGGAGCUGUCACAAGUGUGCCGAGACCCUGACACAAUUAGAGGGGCAGAGCUAGUCCGGGCUCAGAGCAUUGACCUAGACCAGUCUGGAGGCACCAGCUGUUCCUUGUAUUUCAUAGGCUCUCCAAGCCAAUGUGAGAAAGGCACAGAUAGCAAAAUGGUAAAGAAGAAGUUUAAAUCUGCUGGGAAAGAAGCCUCCAAAAAUACAGAAAAUGAAGCAAAGGCGCUGGAUGUAAAUGAGGGUUUUAAACCAGAAGAAGAGAAAAGGCUCAAAAGGCAAAGUAGUAUUGACACGGCCGUCCCAAAGGACAGCAAGAACGCCCCCAAAAUCCUACAUGGCAUCCAAGCUGAGAUGUUUCCUGAUCGCUCUGGAAACCUGAAGCUCUUUUGUCACUUUGGGGACAUCCAUGCUGAUUCCACUAUCACUUGGACUAAGGACUCGAAGUUGCUAGCUCGAAUGCAUAGAAGUUCUAAGGAUGAUUCUCCUGUGUCCCUCGCCAUUGUACAGACCAGUAAGAAGGACCAGGGGGUGUAUCUCUGCACACUGAAGAACAUGCAUGGAAAAGUGACAACGGAAUUUCAACUUACAUCUGAAGUGUUGGAGCAGCUGACACGUUAUCAGGAUGUGGAAGGUGGAGAGGAGGUUGAAUUCAAUCAGCUUUUCUUCCGAGAAGACUUCAUUACUGAUAUGUACUUCGGUGGAAAUCUCCAUGGUCGUAUAGCAACAGAGGACUUGCAUUUUGGAGAAGGGGUCCAUAGGAAAGCUUUCCGAAGUACAGUGAUGUGUGGACUGUUGCCUGUGUUUAAUCCGGGUCACCUGUGUGUCCUGAAGGUGCACAAUGCUAUCGCCUAUGGGACGAAGACCAACGACGAACUUGUGCAGAAGAACUACAAGCUGGCUGUACAGGAAUGCCAUGUUCAAAACACUGCGCGCGAAUACGCCAAGAUUUAUGCGGCAGAAGCUGAGGAACUGAAAGAGUUUGGGACAGUUCCAGAGAUUAUCCCAAUUUUCCUCAUUCACCGUCCUGCAAACAACAUCCCAUAUGCCACCGUGGAGGAAGAGCUAAUAGGAGAUUUUGUGAAAUACUCCGUCAAGGAUGGAAAAGAGAUCAAUUUUCUCCGGAGGGAUUCGGAAGCUGGACAGAAAUGCUGCACCUUCCAGCACUGGGUGUAUGAACGGACCAAUGGAAACUUGCUUGUCACAGAUAUGCAAGGUGUCGGAAUGAAGCUAACAGAUGUUGGAAUAGCAACCAUAAGCAAGGGUUACAAAGGAUUUAAAGGAAACUGCGCCGUCUCCUUCAUCGACCAGUUCAAGGCCUUGCACCAGUGUAACAAGUAUUGUGAAAUCCUCAGCCUGCAGCCGCUGAGGCCUGUUAACCCGAAACAAAAAAAACCCGCUCCCACCAAGGAGAAAGUCCAGCCAAUCCCGACCACCUCUCGCAAAAGUCGCAACAGUACAAAGCCAAAAAAAACAUAGCGAAUCGCUGGGUUUUGCUAUCUAUAUGAACUGUCCUGUGUCAUGUGACUGAUGUACCCACAGGACUCCACUGGCAGCCAUGAGGGUAAAUCGGCCAAGGACCCAUAGCCAUCAGUGCCGCAGUAGCUGCAUGGACGUAAUACUGCCUGCUAUCCUGUUAUCAAUGUUAUCCAUUGAGAACAAAUGUAAAGAGACAUUGUAGGUUUGCUGCUCCUUGGACAAUGCUGCCGUAGGCCUAUGCCUAUAUGAUAAAUAUGACUUCUAUCUGAACCUGCUUUGGUAGGAUAGCCCUGAUGUCUAGGCUUGAAAGAAAAAUGGAGGCUGGCAUUUCUGAUCAUGCUAGUUGCCUGGUUAUCAUGCUGAUCUUGUUACCCUUCACACCCUCUAAGCUUCGAAAACAUAUGGGGUCAAACCUCAACUUUAAACCUGUAUGCUAAUUACUUUGCCAGUGGCUCCUAAAGUACUGAAACCAAUAAAUCAGCAUCAUGGCCAGGCAACAGGAGCUUUCAAAAGAUGGGAUUAGCAAUAGCAGCCUCUGUUUUUCCUUUUAGGGGGAAACCUGGUAAAAUGUUGUCAUAGAUGGAUUCAGGGAAGGAUUUGUGUGGAUUUUGGGCAAAGGGGAAAUGGGACCUUUUGGAUUGCCUGAUACAAUGGCAUAAAUGGAUGGAAUACUAUCCUAGCUAAUGGGGCCCCUGGCAGUCUACAGCUUUAACAAAGAUCCCGCUGAUCGCUCUGAGCUUUGAAAGUACCAGAUCUGCUGUACUUUGCCUGUGUGCGCCCUGACUCAAUUAAAGGGAGACCACAAUGUAUUUUCUGAUAUUCUGCAGUAUGCAUUAUAAAUAACACUUAGUGAUGUACCAAGGGCUACUGUUAGAAAUCAUGGGGCUCUGUACAGCCUGCCUGACAGGGACCCCUAGCCUGGAUGGGUGGGUGUGUGGGUGCAGGUGUAUGACCCCAAACAGGGCUCCAGCCACAUGAACAAACCACUCAUCACGUGGCCAUCGCACCCAUGUGAAUGAGCUUUUAGUUAUGUUUUUUAAAUAGUUUUUUUACACUUUUUUACAUUAUUCAAGGCCCGGGGUUGACUUUGGUAAAAUAUCAGGGGUCUACUCUGUUUCCUGGUGUCUCACUUUUGAGACAGAGUAAAUGAUUGAGGACACAAAUUCUCAAUACUUUUACUGCAGCCUCAGCUGCUACAGUAUGAAUGAACAGGAAGCACUCUAUAUAGAGGCUCCCUAUUCAUUCACAUUCUGAAGCAUAGUAAACACAUUGGAGGGGAUGGCGAUACAGGGGAAUUAAAGCUGUGGAUGAAGGAGAUCCUGGACUGGAGAUGAGAGAGGAUGAUCAGAGUGACAGAGGAAGGCCAUUACCUAAAGUUGAUCCCCCUGUGGCUGCUCCUGCAGCAGCUGACAGUUGGCAGGAGGGAGAGGAGGAGAAUCCAGCUGUGCUGUAGGGAGGGGGAACUGCCUGUGCCAUAAAGCUACUUGGGUCCCCCUGUUGAACUGACAAGGCCUAUCCCCUUUAUCACCAGCCCUGGCUGUGCCACUCACGUUUGCCAUGUAGGAAGUGUGGUUGGAUCCACAUUGUACAGCCAUUCACACCAGGGUGGUUUGCUCUAUGGGGCAAAGUGUGUUAUGUUGCACAUGGGUUGAGAUCAGGCAGCCCAUGCAUUUGAUAGGGUGGACCAGAAUUCUUGCAGCAUUCUGUAACUUACGAUACUGUGUAACCAUGUCUUGUGGUGUGCUCCAACAUUGGAAAGGUAGGUUGAUUUGCCACACAAUAAAUAGCACCUCAUUGUACAUAAGCUGUGAUACCCUGUACUGUGGUAACACACCCCUUCCUGCAGCACUGGUGUAAAUGGACCCUUAGAAAGGUAUUCAUUUUCACACCCUGUCACCCAACUGUUCAGUGUGCAUUAAAGUAGAACUGUGACCAGGCUAUGGACAUUCAACUAUAUGCAUAUUCUUAACAAGCACUAAAUAAGCUUUAAAACGUUCCCUGGCUGACCUCUGUCACGUCAACUACCUUGGAGCAAAUCAUUCUCAGACUUUAUAAUAGAAGCAAUGAAGUUGUUCAAGUCAGGUCUUGGCACUCUGCUCUCCCCUCACUUUGAUUACACAUACAGGUCUGGAAAAAAAAUUCAAUUUGCGGUACAUUAGCGUGAUCACUAAAUUUUAGAAUGCUUUAAUGCCACUUUAUUUUGUGCACCCUCGUGCUUUCUACAACACAAUUUUUUUGAAAAAUGUAAUUAUUUAUAACAACAGAAAAAUGUAGACAGAAGAAAAGUAGUUCCCCUAACAUUAAUGGUCAAACUUUGAGGAUGAAUUAUUCUACAGUGCCUGCGGCCUGAGGCUUGUUUCAUAACCUAUUUCCAAUUUGUUAAGAAUUUGUAAAUAUUUUGUUGCCCAUAGCCUGGCCAUAGUACUACUGUGAAGGGGGAGCUGAGCUACAGAGAUAAAGUAAAGUACAACUGAGAAGUUUCAUGAUCAAACUUUGAGGAUGAAUAAUUCCACAGUGCCUACAGCUACAGAGAUUAAUGGGGGCUUGUUUCAGAACGUACUUACAAUUUGUUAAGAAUUUUGUAAAAAUUAUAUUGCCCAUAGCCUGGCAAUUGCUAUGCUAGGAAGGGGGAGCUGAGCUAUGGAGAGAAAGCAAAAGUAGAACUACAAAGUUUUAUGGUCAAGCUGCAUCUACAGAGAUAAAUGAGAGCUUGUUUCAAAACCUAUUUUAUAAUUUGUUAAUAUUUUAAUGCCCAUAGCCUGGCCAUAGUUCUGCUGGGAAUGGGGAGCUGAGCUACAGAGAGAAAGUAAACAUAGAACUCGGAAGGUUCACGGUCAGACUUUAAGGAUUAAUUAUUCCACAGUGCCUGCAGCUACAGAGAUCAACAAGGGCUUGUUUCAAAAUGUAUUUGCAAUUUGUUAAGCAUUUGUAAAUAUGUGAAUGCCUAUAGCCUGGCCAUAGUUGUUCUGGAAGGGGGAGCUGAGCUACAGUGAGAAAGUAAAUGUAGAACUGAGAAGGUUCAUGGUCAAACUUUGAGGAUUAAUUAUUCCAUGGUACCUGCGGCUACAUAGAUCAAUGGAGGCUUGUUUCAUAACUAAUUAACAAUUUGUUAAGAAUUUGUAAAUAUUUAAUUGCCUAUAGACUGACCAUAGCUAUGCUGGUAAGGGGGAGCUGAGCUAUGGAGAAAAAUCAAACGUAGAACUGGGAAGUUUCAUGGUCAAGCUUUGAGGAUGAAUUAUUCCACAGUGUCUGCGUCUACAGAGAUAAAUGAGGGCUUGUUUCAAAACGUAUUUACAAUUUGUUAAGAAUUUGUAAAUAUGUUAACCACUUAAAGACCUCAGGUGU
Messenger RNA from Rana temporaria (common frog), 6837 nucleotides. It is a transcript of the gene ALPK2, whose product is annotated as alpha kinase 2. Gene Ontology annotation, molecular function: ATP binding; protein serine/threonine kinase activity. The coding region runs from base 34 to 3492 and encodes 1152 amino acids. The transcript has 9 exons. Gene Ontology annotation, biological process: protein phosphorylation. NCBI's taxonomy places the organism in Eukaryota, Metazoa, Chordata, Amphibia, Anura, Ranidae. The record is from RefSeq and is a predicted model, not a curated record.